AUGAGGAAGUAUCUCUCUAGAGAUUUGGUCAGAUGUGGUGUCACAAGGUUUGCUACAACAUAUCUUAACUUGAAGAGUUUGCUUGAAAACAAGAAGCAAUUGCAGAGGCUGUUUAGGGAAGAUGAGCUCAAUGAACUAGGUUACCUGAAGAGUGUCAAAGGUAAGAAAGCACACAAGAUUGUGACAAGUGAAUCUUUUUGGAAGGGUGUUCAAACUGCUGUAAAUUUCUUUGAGCCAUUAGCUGUUGUGUUGAGGAGAAUGGAUAGUGAUGUGCCAGCAAUGGGGUUCCUAUAUGGGUAUCUACAAGAGGCUAAGAAUGAGAUCUCUAGGAGGUUCAACAAUGAUAGAAAAAAGUAUGAGGAAGUUUUUCAGUACAUUGACAAAAGGUGGGACAGCAUGCUGAAGACACCUUUGCAUAGGGCUGGUUACUACUUGAACCCCUUCUACUAUUAUCAAAACAAGAAGGCUAUAGAGGACAAUGAGUCAUUCAGAGAUGGUGUAAUAACAUGCAUCACAAAGCUUGUUCCAGAUGAAGAUACUCAAGACAAGAUUAUUGAAGAGCUUCAAAGGUUUCAAGAUGCAGAAGGAUCAUUUGGCAAAGAUAUUGCUAAAAGGCAGUGCAAAAAUAUUCAUUUUGUUCCAGCUAAGUGGUGGCUCAACCAUGGAAGUAGUGCACCAAACCUCAGAAAGUUAGCUGCUAGAAUUCUAAGUUUGACAUGCAGUUCAUCAGCUUGUGAGAGAUGCUGGAGUUCAUUUGAACAAGUCCACACAAUGACAAGAAACAGGCUUCUUCAUGACAGAAUGAGGGAUCUUGUCUACAUCAAGUUCAACUGUAGACUAAGACAAAAGAAAGACAACAAGGAUAAAGAUCCUCUUGAGAAACACGUGCUUGAUGUUUUAGAAGAUGAAGACAAUGAAUGGAUCACUGGUAUUGAGCCAACAGAGGAAGAUCCAUUGCAGAAGGGAGAAACUGGAGCAUCAUCACAGGGAGUUGCACCUCCACCUCAAAGAGAAGAAACAAGGAGGGGAGGAAACAGGAAUAAGAAGAGGAAGAGAUUGAGAUUGAUCCCUACUUCUUUUGAGGAUGAAGAGUUAUCUGCUCCAUCUUCUGAUGGGGAAGAAGACACUGAAAUGCCUUCUUAUCUUAGUUCUGAACUUGGUUCAGAUUCACUUUCUCACAGUGAAUGA
Molecule: messenger RNA, 1188 nt
Organism: Sorghum bicolor (sorghum)
Lineage: Eukaryota; Viridiplantae; Streptophyta; Magnoliopsida; Poales; Poaceae
Exons: 3
Coding region: 1-1188 (395 amino acids)
Molecular function (GO): protein dimerization activity
Source: RefSeq, a predicted model, not a curated record